This is a messenger RNA of Platichthys flesus (European flounder), 3265 nucleotides long. RefSeq names its product solute carrier family 9 member 2 (gene slc9a2). Bases 240 to 2705 code for a protein of 821 amino acids. Lineage: Eukaryota; Metazoa; Chordata; Actinopteri; Pleuronectiformes; Pleuronectidae. Gene Ontology annotation, biological process: sodium ion transport; regulation of pH; proton transmembrane transport. The transcript has 13 exons. Gene Ontology annotation, molecular function: sodium:proton antiporter activity. Gene Ontology annotation, cellular component: membrane. The record is from RefSeq and is a predicted model, not a curated record.
ACGAUCACGCAUCUGUGCAGGACGCCGAAGCUGAAGAAAAGUGAAGGAAGCCAUCAACGGUGAAGAAUUCGGGAGGAUGGGGGAGUGAGAACACGCGUUAAAUCAAACUUUAGAGGAGAAACGAACUUUGUCUUUAACUUUUUAUUUUCUUGGAUCGUGAAGUUGGAUGGAGUGAUUGAGCUUCGACGACGUAGACGUUCCCAUCGGUUUGGAUUGUUGUGCAGGGACUGUGUGUAAAAAUGGAUUCAACCUCCUCCACAUUCAGAGGAGCUUUACUGGUUGUAUUCACAGCUUCAUGUCUUCUGCAUGGAGCCAGAGGAGAAAUGCCUCCCCAACCAAGCGGCGGGAGCACGCUUCUUCCCCCGGUUAAGCAUGAAGCCCCCCAGGCUUAUCCAGACGCAGAGAAGUCGAAUCUACCGGUGUUUACAAUGGAUUAUCCGAGAAUACAGAUACCAUUUGAGAUCACUCUGUGGGUGCUGCUGGCUUCAUUCGCAAAGAUUGGUUUCCAUGUGUACCACAAGAUCACCAUCUGGGUUCCGGAGUCGUGCCUCCUCAUCAGCAUUGGUCUGAUCGUUGGUGCCAUAAUGCACUCUGUGAACGAGGAGCCCCCCGCUGUGCUGUCCAGCAACGUCUUCUUCCUCUACAUGCUGCCCCCAAUUGUCCUGGACUCUGGCUACUUCAUGCCCACCAGGCUUUUCUUUGAGAACGUCGGCACGGUGUUGUGGUUUGCAGUGGUGGGCACUCUGUGGAACAGCAUCGGUAUCGGCAUGUCCCUGUUUGCAAUCUGCCAGAUUGAGGCUUUUGGAGUCCAGGAUGUGAACCUCCAGGAGAACCUGCUGUUUGCCACCAUCAUCUCGGCCGUGGACCCCGUGGCUGUGCUGAGCGUGUUUGAGGACGUGUCUGUGAACGAGCAGCUCUACAUCGUGGUAUUUGGAGAAUGCCUCUUCAACGAUGCUGUCACUGUGGUGUUGUACAACAUGUUCAGCUUUGUGGCGGACAUGCCAACGGUGGAGCCAGUGGACGUGUUCCUCGGCAUGGCCAGGUUCUUCGUGGUCGGGCUUGGUGGGAUGGGAUUUGGCAUUCUGUUCGGCUUCGUGGCCGCCUUCACCACGAGAUUCACCUCCAGGGUCAAGGAAAUCGAGCCACUGUUCAUAUUCAUGUACAGCUACCUGGCCUAUUUGGUGGCCGAGCUCUUCGCCAUCUCAUCCAUCAUGGCCAUUAUUACCUGUGCCCUCACCAUGAAAUACUACGUGGAGGAAAAUGUUUCCCAGGGUUCCUGCACAACCAUUCGCCACGUGGUCAAGAUGCUUGGCUCCAUCGCCGAGACCCUCAUCUUCUUCUUUCUCGGGGUUGUCACGAUAACAACAGACCACGAGUGGAACUGGGGCUACAUCCUGUUCACGCUGCUGUUUGCCUUCGUUUGGAGAGGUCUGGGUGUCUUGGUACUGACUCAGAUCAUCAACCCUUUCCGCACCAUCCCAUUCAACAAGAAAGAUCAGUUUGGUUUGGCCUACGGUGGCCUGCGAGGCGCAAUUUCAUUCGCCCUGGCUUUCACUCUUCCUGAUACCAUCGUUCGCAAGCCGCUCUUCGUCACGGCCACCAUCACCAUCAUCAUCUUCACUGUGUUUCUUCAGGGCAUCAGUAUCCGUCCUCUAAUUGAGUUCAUCAAUGUCCGCAGAACCAACCGCAAUCUUGACACCAUCAACGCAGAGAUCCACUGCAGGCUCAUGGACCACACUAUAGCAGGCAUAGAGGACCUCUGUGGACAGUGGAGCCACUUCUACUGGAAGGACAAGUUCAUGAAAUUCAACAAUCGGAUCCUGCGUAAGAUCUUGAUCAGAGACAGCCACGCCGAGUCCAGUAUUGUGUCGCUGUACAAGAAGCUGGAGCUGCAGAACGCCAUGGAGAUCCUGGACACGGUGUCGGGCGACCUCAGUGCGGCGCCGUCCCUCGUCUCGCUCUAUGAGGAAAAGAAAAGCUCUGCUAAACCAAAGAAGAAGUUCCUGACUUCCGAUCUGAAGAGCAUGCAUGAUAUCCUGUCCAAGAACAUGUACAAGAUCAGGCAACGGACGACGGCGUACACGGGCAAGCACAAACUGCCCAAUGAAGCCCACGCCAGGGAGAUACUGAUCAGACGCCACACCAGCAUCCGUCGCAGCAUCCGACCCGGCAGCUUUCAGUCAUCGGAGAUGACCAAGUCUCAUAAGUAUUUCUCUCUUCCUGCCGGGAAGAGUCUGGACUCCAAGUUAUUUCCUCCAGAGAGAAUGAGCUCUACAGACGAUCACGAGACCAUGUCAGAAGUGGCCUACCCCUCCCGACGCACUCGGUUUGGCCAGCCUGCACGCUCCUCCUCCAGAGCCAUGAUGCCUCUACGAAGGCUGGACACCCUAAAAGAAGUUUCCUCUGUUGAGGUUCUAAAUGAAGGCAGAGGUGAGAGGGGCGGGACAGGGCGUGCGAUGUCAAGGACCAAUUCCUCCUACAGUGAUUCCCAUGUGCCCGCUCCUCGCCGUCACUUCAACGCUUCUGCUGACAAUAACAACGGCUCAGCUGAUGACUUUAGGAAUGUGUAUCAGGAAGCAGAAGAGGAGGAGGAGGAGCAGCAGCAGCCUUCCUAUCCACCUCCAGCCUGGGCGGUUGAACCCAGAGACAACUCGUCGACACAAAACCCUCUGCUCAGACGGCCUCAGUGGAAUCCGAAGAAGUAAAAAUGUUCCUGGGCUUUCAGCGGCAGCUGGACUGCCACAGAAUGAGGGUCAUGUUCCCAAGAAGCUCCAGGGAAUCUAAAUAUAACUGUGUGUUCAUGGUGUGUAAAGGCCCAGUAAGUUAAUGGUGGAGAUUCAUUCAUGUCUUAAUGGAGGAGAACCGCCCUUCAAAAUGAGCCAGAAUGGACAAAAGUCAGAGGCACAUCAGAGGCACAGUGCACUUUAGUGCGGGGACUGUGUAUGAUCUGUAAACUGUGAGUCAUAUUUCAACAAGUGACUUUUAAAUACUUAUCUUCCUGUAGGAUUUUGUUUUUUUAUGUUUAAAGGCGAUUGUAGCUUAAACUGUUUUAUUGUGACUCAUUAUUUCUGUUCUUUGUAAAUAUUAGUCUUUUUGUAUUUUAACUGUCUUGUGUCUUUUACAGUUGCAUGAUUGAAGAUAAACAUUUUAUUGCUGUGUAGCACAAAGUACUCUGAGGAGUAACUUGGCGUCUGUUGCACUCUGGGAUCCACAAAUCUGAUUACACAUUGUAACCAUUUUCUUCUUCUGUAAUAAACUUUUCAUU